Molecule: messenger RNA, 1145 nt
Organism: Hyaena hyaena (striped hyena)
Lineage: Eukaryota; Metazoa; Chordata; Mammalia; Carnivora; Hyaenidae
Gene: PGAP2
Product: post-GPI attachment to proteins 2
Exons: 8
Coding region: 163-1065 (300 amino acids)
Biological process (GO): GPI anchor biosynthetic process
Cellular component (GO): Golgi membrane; endoplasmic reticulum membrane
Source: RefSeq, a predicted model, not a curated record
UGGUGACGCUAUACCGAGGCUCCGCCCCAUUUCUUGGAGCCAAGACAGUCGGGCAGCUGAAGCUAGGGCCAAUCAGAGGGAAGGCUCCGACGAUGGCAUGGUGAUGGAACGCAGCUGAGAGGUCUGACAAGAUGUAUCAGGUCCCACUGCCACUGGAUCGGGAUGGGACCCUGGUCCGGCUCCGCUUCACCCUGGUGGCCCUGGUCACGGUCUGCUGUCCACUUGUCGCCUUCCUCUUCUGCAUCCUCUGGUCCCUGCUCUUCCACUUCAAGGAGACUACGGCCACACACUGUGGGGAUGUUCUCUGCAGUCUCCCAGCCUUUGGACCCAGAUGGGAUUGUGUUCCGGCUCCGCUUCACGGCCAUGAUCUGGUGGGUCAUCACUUUCCCCAUGUUCGGCUUCUUCUUCUGCAUCAUCUGGUCCCUGGUGUUCCACUUUGAGUACACGGUGGCCACUGACUGUGGGGUGCCCAAUUACCUGCCUUCGGUGAGCUCAGCCAUCGGUGGGGAGGUGCCCCAGCGCUACGUGUGGCGCUUCUGCAUCGGCCUGCACUCAGCGCCCCGCUUCUUGGUGGCCUUCGCCUACUGGAACCACUACCUCAGCUGCGCGUCCCCGUGUCCUGGCUACCGCCCACUUUGCCGCCUCAACUUUGGCCUCAACGUCGUCGAGAACGUCGCGCUGCUAGUGCUCACCUACGUCUCCUCUUCUGAGGACUUCACCAUCCACGAAAAUGCUUUCAUUGUGUUCAUCGCCUCUUCCCUCAGUCACAUGCUCCUCACCUGCAUUCUCUGGCGGCUGACCAAGAAGCACACAGUAAGUCAGGAGGACCGCAAGUCCUACAACUGGAAACAGCGGCUUUUCAUCAUCAACUUCAUCUCCUUCUUCACGGCACUGGCUGUCUACUUUCGGCACAACAUGUAUUGUGAGGCUGGAGUGUACACCAUCUUUGCCAUCCUGGAGUACACUGUUGUCCUAACCAACAUGGCGUUCCACAUGACAGCCUGGUGGGACUUCGGGAACAAGGAGCUGCUCAUUACCUCUCAGCCUGAGGAAAAGCGAUUCUAAACCCUUUCUCUCCUGCUAAGAAGGAGGAGGCAGUCCACUGCCCAGAAACUAGAAACAAGACACCACUCUGGCCUUCCCCA